Cladophialophora yegresii CBS 114405 is the source of this 1122-nucleotide messenger RNA. RefSeq lists its product as uncharacterized. The record is from RefSeq and is a predicted model, not a curated record. Bases 1 to 1122 code for a protein of 373 amino acids. NCBI's taxonomy places the organism in Eukaryota, Fungi, Ascomycota, Eurotiomycetes, Chaetothyriales, Herpotrichiellaceae. The transcript has a single exon.
AUGGCUCUCGCCGUCUUUGCACGAACUCAGAGCCUUUCUGCGGCAGCGGCAGAAGCUCGUGAGAAGUACGACCAGUUACUGCGAACCGCGCAGGUCGCGCUGCCAAAUCUGAUUCGACGGGACAUUGACGCUGCCUUGCUUGCAAUCUUCCUCAUGAGCCGGUACGAAGACUCGAUGCAUGCCUUCGAUGAAGUGCUGUCCACUACAGCCUUCAGAAGUUAUUGCCAUCAUGACGGCGCAACUGCCGUUCUGAAGACCUGGCACGAAAACAGUCUCAUGAUCAUGCAGCCGGCCUCGGACAUCAUCAAACACUCGCGCCGCGGAAUCAUCAGGUCGUUCCUCUUGCGGCAGAUGGCAGUGCCGGUCUGGCUGGCAAAUGGCGCGCAGUUUGGCGAGCAUGGGCUGGAACUCGAGUACGACCAGCUCCUUGUUCAAGUGGCUGGCAUUCGACACCAAUUGAAGUUCAUUCAGCAACAAAGACUACCACUCCAUCACCAUACCCAAGCGGUGCACUGGCGAGCUCGGGCCCUGAACAUCGAGGCAGACGCGCUGAGUAAAGCAUUGCGAGACUGGUCUUCGCGGCUGCCCAGCACGUGGUGUCCCAGGCAACACCUCAUCCCUGCCCAUGUUUCGCUACCCAGGCAACAUUUCUUCUCGUCGAUCGUCUACAGUUACUCCAGCGUUGCCUACACGUCAGUUUGGCUGAAUUACUUCGCGACAAUGAUGCUGCUCAACAGAGCACGGUUGAGGAUCCUUGAGCUCAUUCGACCUGCACCGGACGAUCUAGCUGGCGAACAACAUCGUCGAGAGGAAGACUGCUGCCUGCAGAUCAGGGUGAUGGCGGAUGCCAUGUCAUCGAGUAUACCAUUUGCACUAGGAAGGUUCACCGUUGCACCGCCCUCCGAGACAGCAGAGAAACAGGAGUACAUCCUGAUUGAAGACGAAGAGAUCAAGCCUUACCAUGGGAACCUCACGGCGUGGCCUUUGAGCGUCGCCUCGAGCAUUGGCGGCCUGGAUGCCGAGAUGAAGGACUGGCUGAAGGCUGAGCUUGUAUCUGUUGGGAAGACAGUCGGUGCGGGUGUACUUGAGUGCGCGCAAUCGUCCGACUGGCUUGAUCUCUGA